Messenger RNA from Fraxinus pennsylvanica, 825 nucleotides. The record is from the annotation of a GenBank genome assembly. Lineage: Eukaryota; Viridiplantae; Streptophyta; Magnoliopsida; Lamiales; Oleaceae.
AUGGCUGGUUCUUCUUCUCCAUGUAAAUCACCCAAGAACCCUAAUCGGAUCAGCUUCAAUUCCAUGUGUUGUGCAACCAGGAGAGGUUCCAAAGCCCAAUUGUCUUUUCUCAAGAUUUUGCACAUAAUUUCCACGGUGCGGCCCCCUCAAACCACCACGGCGGAGCCACCACUUUUCAGUUCAAAAACCAAAGAAUCAUAUGUAGAUAGCAAAAUGAGUGAAGAAAAUAAUGGUUCUGAAUUUGACUCGAGCGGCGACGUUUGCAUUUUGCCAGAGAUGGAUGAAUCUUGUGAGUCUUUAGCGGGCGGACGGCUGAGCCCAGGUACCACAGCCGUAGGAACAGGUGAUCUGCCGUCCCUGAGCGGUGGUGGAGGUGGUGAUCAAUGCCAACAACAAGGUGAAAAGACGCAUGAAAACGGCUGUGUCAACACUAACGGCGUUUCUAAAAGCGUCCCGUACGAGAUGAAAGGAAAUAAUGACAAGUAUUGCGAUAAAGCUGAGAAUAAAUUGGAUUUACUCAUUGAAGCUGCGAAAUUGAUACUGGGUGAGUUCAAAGACUACAAUAAUUCCGAAUACGAGAAGCAAACCUUUGAGUUGAAGAGGAAUAAGAUGGUGGAGAAUGAAAAGACGAUGAGGCGCCGAAGCCAGUGGUUGACGGCGGCGAAUAUUGGCCGAGAUAUUGAGGAUACGGGGUCACCAGCGUUGCGGCGGUCGAAGCGGGGUAGAACUCAGGUUCUGCCAAAUCGGUAUAGAGACUCAGUGCUCGAACCAAUGACUCGGUUGUCGAGACACCGGUCAUCGGUCGUCCCAGUAAAGCGGACGUAA